AUGCCGAGCGACCUUCUUCGCCUCCGCCGGCAGCUUCGGCAUCCGGAUAUUGCCGGGGUUGAUAUUGAUGCUGACGAUCUCACGAUUGAUCACUGUUCUCUCUCAUCAACACCUCAGUGUAUCUGCUCUCUUACCUAUAUGCUAUCGCAGAGAGACAUGGUAAAUCCCGGCCAUAGAGUUCUGGGACGCGAUAUCUUCUACUUCCCAAAUUUCCUGACGAAAGAGGAAGAGGAAUACCUGGUUCGGAAGAUACGUGAAUCGCCUCAGCCACUUUGGAAAAGACUGGGAAAUCGACGCCUACAGAUAUGGGGAGGUGAUAUCACCGCGAAAGGAACCCUUAUUGUGCAGCCAUUCCCGCCGUUCGUCAACAAUUUCCCAGAUAUCAUCUCUCGUAUCAGAGAAACCGGGGCGUUCCAACACUCCCCUCAUCAAGGACCGAAUCACAUUAUUAUGAACGAGUAUCUCCCCGGACAGGGUAUUAUGCCGCACGAAGACGGCCCACAGUACCACCCAGUCGUUGCGACAAUAUCUCUGGGCUCUCAUGCUGUUUUUAAUUACUACGAGUAUCAGUCAGAGACCGAUACCGUCGCUGAACCCGCUUCGUGCGGGCAUGGCAAAAGUAUCAACACGCAGCCUAUGGUCUCUGUUCUGCUGGAGCCUCGAAGCCUUAUUAUCUCCUCGGGAGAAAUGUAUGCCUCCCACCUCCAUGGUAUCGAUGCCGUCGAAGAGGAUUUGAUAAUUUCCAACUCCUCCUCGGGAGAGGGAAUGGCCGUAGCUAAUUUUGGUCAUCUACAAGACGAGGAGAUACUGGCCUCCAUUAAGACACAAACUCCGCUCAAACGGACGGUUCGGUAUAGCUUGACGUGCCGAGAUGUAGAACGGGUUUCGAGACUCGCAACCAAGUCUCACCGAUGA
Messenger RNA from Cyclocybe aegerita, 915 nucleotides. The record is from the annotation of a GenBank genome assembly. Lineage: Eukaryota; Fungi; Basidiomycota; Agaricomycetes; Agaricales; Hemipholiotaceae.